AUGACUCCUACAAUCCUCAUUGCCGGCGCGACGGGCAACACUGGCCGAAGUGUCGUUGAGACUCUCUCCCGUUUUCUGAGUAAUAGCGAUGUUUCGCCUGAUACUCGCAUCCUUGCUCUUACACGUUCCAUCAAUUCGUCAGCCGCUCAGCAUCUCGCAAGUCUCCCUAGUGUUACAAUGAUCGAGAAGAACUGGGUCGAUAUCAAUGCCUCUUGGCUGCGCGAACAGAAGGUCAUCAAGGCUUUCAUCGCAUCACACAACGGUCCGAGCCAAUUCGCCGAGGAAUCGACCUUCCACCACGCCGCACUAAAGGCCGGCGUACAGUACGUUGUGCGCAUCUCCACAACGGCUGCCAACGUUCGUCCAGACUUCGAGGCUUACUACCCGCGGACUCAUUGGGCUAUUGAGACCAUGUUGAGUUCGCCAGAAUUCAGAGAACUCAAGUGGACGUCCCUACAGCCAAACAUUUUCUUCGCGGCACACCUAUACAGUGCGGUUGAGUUUGUCAAAGAAUACCGUCAAACGAAGAAGCAGGGAAUCCUGAAGCUCAUCGCCGACAAGGACGCACCCGUAGGCGCAAUAGACCCUGACGACAUUGGUACUUUUGCUGCUCAUUUGCUGUGGAAACAAGAUCCUUCUCGGCAUAAUGGAGCAAAGUAUGUUCUGAAUGGGCCUACGGAUGUGACUGGUCGAGACAUUGUUCAGUGGGUGGAGGAGGCAAUUGGUGAGCCCGUGGACAACGUCGAGUACAGGGAUGUGUCUCUUGUGGACGCUAUGGUAUUAGCAACAAAAGAGUCCAAGAACGUGAUCUCCUCGAUCAAAGCUGCUCCAGUUACUCUGUGGGAAGGCAAAUGCCCGGCGUCGACCACAAGCAAAGAAGUCAUCGAAAUAGCCGCGCCCAACCGUUCAGUCAUCGAUGCGUGGAAAGCCUUCCUGUCUGCAAACUAA
Molecule: messenger RNA, 948 nt
Organism: Colletotrichum abscissum
Lineage: Eukaryota; Fungi; Ascomycota; Sordariomycetes; Glomerellales; Glomerellaceae
Exons: 1
Coding region: 1-948 (315 amino acids)
Cellular component (GO): nucleus
Source: RefSeq, a predicted model, not a curated record